This is a messenger RNA of Coffea eugenioides, 1269 nucleotides long. Its product is annotated as F-box only protein 8-like. Gene Ontology annotation, molecular function: protein binding. The record is from RefSeq and is a predicted model, not a curated record. Bases 1 to 1269 code for a protein of 422 amino acids. NCBI's taxonomy places the organism in Eukaryota, Viridiplantae, Streptophyta, Magnoliopsida, Gentianales, Rubiaceae. The transcript has a single exon.
AUGAAACCGAUUAAGAGAAAAAAUACUGUUCCUAUUCCGAAAGACAUCUUUUUAGAAAUAUUCGUAAAACUUCCACCGAAACCAUUAUUGAGAUUCAAGUGUGUAUCAAAGCAUUGGUGUUCGAUUAUUGAAGAUUCUGAACUUGUUGAUGCUUUUCGCAAUCGCCCCUGUAAUCGUGGCACCAACCUUCUCGUUAGGAGGAAGUGUACACAGGAAGAGGAAACUAUUGAAGGCCGAAGGAAGUUCAAUGAUUUUUUUCUACUAGAUUCAGAAGGUAAAUUUGCUCACCUUGAAGUCCCCAUUAUUCUCCAAGAAAAAUUCUUUUCCAACGACGAUGGCGAAUGGCAACACGUUGAAGGCUUAGUACAUCGUAAAAACAUUAUUUGGAACCCUACAACCAGAAAAGUUGUUCACCUUCCUCCUCGUAAUCCCUUUUGGGACGUAAGCAAGGUGAUUGAGAAUAUGGGAAUCGUUGCAGGAUGUGACAAUUGGAGUGUCUCCAGUAAAUACUUUUUGGGGUUCGAUGUUUCGAUCAAGAAACACAAGGUCUUAUGCAUUUGUCGGAUGGAUUUCCGUAUGAAUACCAUAUCGGAUGACUACAUUGAAAAUUCCGAUAUUCAUAAAAGCCAAGUAUCUAUAGAAGUAUUGACUUUGGGAGCCAAUUGUUGGAAGAAAACGACAAGCGAUUAUCCUCUUCCAAAAGAACUUUUCGAGGACUUCCAUGUCAAGACAUACUGUAGCAUCAACGGCGUAAUAUAUAUGAUCAUUUGUCCCCCUUGCAAAAGAUUUCAACUUCCACGGCGGCGUUCAGAUCAGAAUGACACCAUACUGGCCUACGAUAUAACUCAUGAGAAGUUUCAACUAUUGCCUCUUCCCCGCGGGAUUGGUGGUAUGGUACAUUUUGUAGGCGACCUGAGGGGACGCUUGACUCUGAUGCAACAAAAACACAAGCAGAUUUGGAUACUAGAAGAAGAUUACGGAGGUCCAAGGUGGACUGUUGUGGAUUUAUUGUUGCCGGAACUUUGGUACACAAGGGAAAUUUCAUUGCGAGAAAAGAUAGUCAAGCCCAUCGGUUUAAACCCGAGUGGAGAGAUUUUCUUUGAAGUUAAGGAAUUUUCUCUUAAUAUCAAGGAAUCCUCGCUGUCAACUAUUUAUGUGUAUAAUAUGGAGAGCAAAGAUACAAGGAAAGUCCGGUUUCUGACAAGGAUGAAGAAUUUCUUCGGCAGCAUCUUCCCCAAUCUUGUGGCAACUAUACAACCACUUAAGUAG